Molecule: messenger RNA, 792 nt
Organism: Nezara viridula (southern green stink bug)
Lineage: Eukaryota; Metazoa; Arthropoda; Insecta; Hemiptera; Pentatomidae
Source: the annotation of a GenBank genome assembly
AUGAAAUUAACAGGGAAUCGGAAGCCUGUUCAGCGCACUCAAAGUGGUGCGGCUUCUUCGGCUGGGUCGAGUGGUGCGCAAGUUAGACCGCUACCUGGAGUAUGGUGCCGCCAUGUUGAUACUGCUCCUCUGCUUCUACAUGCUGGUCGCUCAUUGGCUCGCUUGCAUCUGGUACUCUAUAGCGCAGUCAUUGUUACAAAUCCAGGGAGAUCAGACGCAGACAACGGACUGCAAUACUCGUGGUUGUGGAAGCUUGCCAAUGUCACCCAGAGCCCUUAUUCGUACAACUGGUCUGCAGACUCUCCUGUUCCAGAGUUGGUAAACGGACCUUCCCGCAAGACGAUGUACGUGACUGCACUCUACUUCACCAUGACCUGUAUGACCAGCGUUGGAUUCGGUAACGUCGCCGCCGAGACGGACAAUGAGAAGAUCUUUACCAUUUGCAUGAUGAUCAUUGCCGCGCUGUUGUAUGCCACGAUAUUCGGUCACGUGACGACCAUUAUCCAGCAGAUGACGUCGGCGACGGCCAAGUACCACGACAUGCUAAACAACGUGCGAGAGUUCAUGAAGCUACACGAGGUACCAAAAGCACUCUCUGAAAGGGUCAUGGACUAUGUCGUUUCCACUUGGGCAAUGACCAAAGGACUUGAUACGGACAAGAGACAGGUAAGAUCAAGAAAACCCAAAUAUGGAAGUAGAAAAUGGGUUAAAGAAAGUACCAACACUUCCAAAUCCACCUCAAGACGUUCAAUUAAUCAAUCAACAAAGAAUGAAGAUAACGAUUCUCAGUAA